This is a messenger RNA of Silurus meridionalis, 2929 nucleotides long. RefSeq names its product phosphodiesterase 1C, calmodulin-dependent b (gene pde1cb). The coding region runs from base 154 to 2199 and encodes 681 amino acids. Lineage: Eukaryota; Metazoa; Chordata; Actinopteri; Siluriformes; Siluridae. Gene Ontology annotation, molecular function: 3',5'-cyclic-nucleotide phosphodiesterase activity. The transcript is spliced from 18 exons. Gene Ontology annotation, biological process: signal transduction. The record is from RefSeq and is a predicted model, not a curated record.
CACACACACUGCAACCCUCUGGCACCUCUGGCAGACGCUCCACUCCGCAUCACAGCGCUGUCUGUGGUGCGUGAGCGUGUAAAUUAGUGUGAAGCCCGAGCUUGCAGAGCUUCGACACUGGCCUGAGGGAGAGGAGAGAGGAGGAAGGAGGGAAUGACGGAGCACAGCGGCAGGAAACAGGGACUUAAGAAAGGGAGGAGUGCGACGUUCAGCAUCGAUGGAUUCAGCUUUACUAUCGUGGCUAACGAAGAUGGAGAAAGCAACAGCAGGCCACCGGCAAUGUUUGCACGCUCCAAGUCCCAGAGUGCCCUGUGGAACACCAUCACAUCUGGGUUGGGAUCCAAGGAAAAGGUCAAGGGUCAGAGGAGCAUCGCAGAUGACCCACGUAGCCCAGAGGAGAUCCUGGCUGAGGAGUUUCCUUCUGUAGACAGUCCAGAUGCUACGGAGAAAGCUGCCAUCAGAUUGAGGUGUUUGGUGAAACAGCUGGAGAGAGGUGAAGCAUCCCUGAUUGACUUGAAGAAGAACCUCGAGUAUGCUGCGUCGGUGCUCGAAUCCGUCUACAUCGAAGAAACGAGGCGCCUGGUGGACACAGAGGACGAGCUCAGCGACAUCCAGUCGGAUUCGGUGCCGUCCGAGGUGCGUGACUGGCUGGCCUCCACGUUCACACGUCAGAUGGGGCUGAUGCUGAGACGGACGGAGGAGAAGCCGCGAUUCCGCAGCAUCGUACACGCGGUGCAGGCCGGGAUAUUCGUCGAGAGAAUGUACCGGCGGACCUCCAACAUGGUGGGCUUAAGCUACCCUGCAUCCGUCAUAACUGUGCUCAAGCAUAUAGACAAGUGGACUUUUGACGUUUUCGCUCUGAACGAAUCGAGCGGCGAGCACGCACUGAAAUUUAUCUUCUAUGAACUUCUCACCAGAUACGACCUCAUCAGCCGAUUUAAGAUUCCCAUCUCGGCUCUGGUGUCCUUCGUAGAGGCAUUGGAAGUGGGAUACAGCAAGCAUAAAAACCCGUACCACAAUCUUAUUCACGCCGCGGACGUCACGCAGACUGUACACUACUUAAUGCUCAAGACGGGAAUGGUGCAUUGGAUGACGGAGCUGGAGAUCUUCGCCUUGAUCUUCGCUGCAGCAGUACAUGACUAUGAGCACACGGGAACCACAAACAACUUCCACAUCCAGACCAGGUCUGACACAGCGAUCCUGUACAACGACCGCUCAGUGCUGGAGAGUCAUCACGUCAGCGCAGCGUAUCGCCUCCUGCAGGACGACGACGAGAUGAACAUCCUCUACAACCUGUCCAAAGAUGACUGGAGGGAGUUCAGGGCUCUGGUGGUGGAGAUGGUGUUGGCUACAGACAUGUCGUGUCAUUUCCAACAGGUCAAAGCCAUGAAGAACUUCCUCCAGCAACCAGAGGGAAUUGACAAACCGAAAGGACUUUCUUUGGUCUUACACACUGCUGAUAUCAGCCAUCCUGCCAAAAAUUGGGACCUCCAUCACCGCUGGACCAGCUCGUUGCUGGAGGAGUUCUUCAGACAGGGUGAUAAAGAGGCAGACCUGGGGUUGCCCUUCUCCCCGCUGUGUGACCGCAAGUCCACCAUGGUGGCUCAGUCUCAAAUUGGGUUCAUCGACUUCAUCGUUGUCCCCACGUUCACGGUCCUCACGGACAUGACGGAGAAGAUCGUCACGCCGCUCAUUGACGAGGCAGCACACUCCAGCCUGGCCGGCUUCCGCAGGUCCAGUCUCAGCAGCCUUACAGGAGAAAGCAAGCAGUCGAACAGCCCGGCCUCGGAGAGCAGCGCUUCUCACAACUGUUCGAUCUUGGCUGUAGACCCGAAGAACUUCAAGGCCAUUUGGAAUGAGCAAGUUCACCAGAACCGUGAGAGGUGGAAGGCUCGCGCUGCCAAAGAAAUCGAGGAGAAGGCCAAACGCGAGGCUGAGGAGAAGGCUCAGCUGGAAGCAGGCCAGGACGGACAAACAGAGGCAGGGACGGACCAGUCAGUACCAAAGAGUGAAAGAGCAGGACACGAGCCAGGACCUGGAGGGACAACAAGUGGUCCAAGCAAAGCUGAAAAUGCAGAGAACGCACCAAGCAUGGAGGGGAGCAAACAGCUACAUAACGGUGAGGUGUCAGAGGAUGUGGCAUCACCAGGAAGUGAUGAUGGCGAAGACAAAGCGCUCGGAGAAACUGAAAAGGACUAACAUGGAUGCUGAAUGGAGUGUGACUAUGUUGUUUAGACCUGUUCAUUUGUGUGUGUGUGUGUGUGUGUGUGUGUGUGUGUGUGUGUGAGAGAGAGAGAGAGAGAGAGAGAGAGAGAGAGAGAAAGAUCGUGUGUUUUGAAGCUCCACAGCACCCUCUGCUGGAUACACUUGUGCUUUCCCUUUUUUUUUUUUGCUCCCUCUGCUUCUUUCAUCCAAAAUUUUUUUGAUUGAGAUUGAGAUUGUGGCUCGUCUUAGGGGGGGGAGAUUAGCUCAUGUCCUAGAUUCCUGUCUGCCAAUCUCGAUGCCUGGACUGGUUAAUAGGAAAAAGACAAAACAAAAAAACACCUGCUGUCACAUUCACUGGAAUUUCAUUUCUUGUCUGUUGUUUUCUGUGGAAAAUAUAGAGUGCCUUCCUCUAAUAGCACUUUCUCCACUUCUGCUUUCUUUAGUCCGUUCCUCCUUCCUUCUUUCCUUUUUUUGCCCGUGUCAGCGAAUUUGCUCAUCUUUUCCUACGACAAGCAGUAGCUGACUCAGGCCAUUUCUGCUCCUCUGCCUUCGCUCGAAGCCGUUAUAAACGUUAUUUAUUCGACGCUUCCUGAGUGCUCAGCAAACUCAUCCGCCAAAACAGCGGUUUUUUUUUUUGCUUUUCAAUUUGCCAGCUGUUUAUGUUGCACCACAUUACGCGAGGAAGUCAACUAGAGAGACAUAAUGCAUGUCAGAUAAAGUUGUU